Oryzias latipes (Japanese medaka) is the source of this 5558-nucleotide messenger RNA. It is a transcript of the gene c2cd2, whose product is annotated as C2 calcium dependent domain containing 2. Lineage: Eukaryota; Metazoa; Chordata; Actinopteri; Beloniformes; Adrianichthyidae. The record is from RefSeq and is a predicted model, not a curated record.
AAACCACUUUAAUAAACACAUUGCAUUAUUGAAUUCAAAUCUAUGUCUCCUCUGGUUGUUGCUCUAAAAAUAAAAUAAUUGUAAUCCUUAACGCGCAUGAAAACACGAACGGCACGAGAAUUUUCACAACCCUUUACAAACGAAAGAAAAAAAUGAAUUAAAAAAAUAUUUGUUGAAUAUAGACAAAUUUAAACUAAAACUUUCUACCCCACUAUAUUUUGGCGAACAGAAAGUAAUAAAUUGCUUCACAUCAAGAAAAGAACGAACAGUGUUGGUCAGCGCCCCGUUGCAUUGUGGGACUUACAGUGUGUGCCACAUCUCCGUUCCGUAAAGCAACUUUGUCCAGUCACACUGAGCCAGCGGGAUGGAUUAAACUCCUCUCCUCUACAAUACUUUACCUUCACUCUUUUUUUAAAUAGCUCGACGCUAAACCAGGACAGACGUGGAUAUCACGAGAAGAUAAAGUUCGACAACUAGCCAACAGAAAUGUAUGGCUCGUUAGACGAAGGGUUGUGGAAAUUAGCCAACCGAGCUAGCAGUCGGUCUGACUGAGGAAAGUGUUAUUCUUUUGAGCGUUUGGACCGUAGACAGCGUGAGACCGUCACAGAGGGCUUUUAUCAUCAUGUCGCUUUUGUUAACUCGCUUUUUAGGCACUGCAGCGCGGGACUCUAGGAGUGACGGAGAGCUGGGUUUGAAUUUGAUAUCAGCUUUCAGUUAAAGGAGAUUGUUUGUCUUCUUGUUGUUAUUUUUUUUUACUCUAAACUUUUCAAAUGACGAGCUCGAUGCAUUGAAUGAUCGAAGGAUGUCCGGCUCGGGAAGUUGGUCCUCCUAUCUGGGUGUGGAGGACCCUCAGUGGCUCUGCAUGCUGACUCUGUUCGUCGCAUCCCUGGUGACUCUCGCGCUGCAUUUCGCCCAGUAUUUCCAACACUGGCUGGUAGGAAACGAGCCGGCAGCAGCAGAGGAGGAGGAGGAAGAAGAAGAAGAAGCAGCUGCUCUGCUGGGAUGGGCGCUGUCUCUGAAGAGCUGGAAGAAACAGUGGAGGGCAGUUUGGUGCAAAGCUUUGAAUGACAGGUCCAGGGAGCGCGAGGAAAAUGUCUUGCUGACAUUUGAAGAGGACGGUCUGGAGGCGUCCGAUCUCACCGUCAGCAAAGUGUCCAGCUUUCAGAAGUCUGCUGGAAGGAAGAUGGCUGGCUGCAGUGUGAUUGGGGAGAAGCUGCAGUUUUCGGUCACAGCUGCAUCAGCGGCUGCAGCAGAUCCCUGUAAAUAUACAGCACGCAUCGCCACGCUGGAGCUGCAGCUUCAUCUCCACUUGCAAGAAGCUGAAGAUGAGAUGAAAGUGAGCUGGAAGGUCUCCCAUCUGGACGCAGAAGACCUGCAGCUGACGCCUGCAGUCACUCAUGACCUCAACAACAGGUGCAGCACAGACGUCCUGAAGAAGCAGCUUGCAGAUCUUUUCUGCAGAACUCAUCCCUCCGUGUUGCUGAGCUGCAGACCUGCUCAGGCCUCAGAGGUCAAGGACACUUGUGAAAAGGGGGUGUCGCCCCCAAAGCCCCCACGUGCCCACGACUGGAAACUUCUUGUGAAGAACAUCAGAGUGACGCUGAACCAGGAGGACGAUGCUGCAGGCAGCAUGAACCCUCUGUGUGUCCUGUGGUUGGAUGAACCUCUGCAGAAGUUUAGCACCUCUGUGCUGAAGAGCACAGCGAGUCCAGCGUGGGACCAGCCUUUUGUUUUUGAAUUGAAUGGACGAUCAAAAGAGCUGAAUGUUCAGGUGAUGAAUGACGGAAUGCCCCAACAAGACUCCUUACUAGGUCAGGCGUCUGUGCCUUUUGAUCUAGUGAAGAAGCAGCCCAAAGGACAGCAUACUUUUGCACUGAAGACCAAAGACAAAGUGACUGGAUCACUAACUACUGAUUUGACCUACCUGGACCCCAAUGAGGUGAGGUCCUGGCAGCCUCCCACUCCAGCUUCCAGUAAAAGGGUGGAGAUGGACCGCACAGUCAUGCCCUGUGGAACAGUGGUCACCACCAUCACUGCAGUGAAGAGCAAGCCGGGGCGCCCUCAUCCACUUAACAUUGAUCCGGCCCAGAACUUGGCAGCGAACAAGUUGAAGCUCACAGAGCGCCGCGUGUCGGAGCAGGUUUCUAUGCUGGGGGGCAUCGUGAGUAAGGCCUUGUCCUCCUCUGACACGGAGCUGUUGAUGCUCAAUGGCACGGAUCCGGUGGCAGAAGCGGCAAUCAGACAGCUCCACCAGUCUGCCAAACAGAAGCUCAAGUCUCCUGUGAAGAAGAGUACCAUCAUUAUCUCAGGCAUCGCCAAAACCCCUUUGUCUCAGGAUGAUGAACUGGCUUUAAUGGCGGGCUAUGCUGCAGCCAUGGAUGCCUCGAUGUCAGAUAGCAGCUCUACUCAGGACUUGACCCCCGCUAUUAUGUCAGGAACUAGCAGUGCUCCCGAGGAAUCCCAGCCUGGGGAUGGGCCCACUGGGGUUGGUCAGCCUCCAGAUGACUGGGAGAGUCAGACCGGAGAGGAAAUGGACCACACGUCGCUUUCCAUGUGUGUGUCUGAGGCAAGCUGCAAAAAGACCAGAGGCAGCUUUCUUCAGAAGAGUGCCAGGCUCUUCUUCCGGCGGCGCCACCAGCGGAAAGACCCGGGCAUGAGCCAGUCCCACAACGACCUGGUCUACCUGGAGUCUGCUGCCGCCGUGGAGCGGAUCAGCCGCACCGCCACCAUCGGCCGCAUGCUCAGCCGCAAGAGUAAAAGCAAGAGCAAAGCUAAUGGCUCUGCCGCCACAGCGGAGCCACACGAUUGAUACCCAAGUCCAGCCUUUGGCUGCCAACACCGCCUCCAUCCAAAAGCCGAAGUGGCUAACCUCUGCCUCUCGUGUCCAUCCAGCACUGGAGCUCCUGCACUGUGAAUGUGUGAAUGCCGUGCAGGUGGAAACGCCUUUUACUUCUCGCCAUUUCUCUAAACUGCUUCUUUAAAAAAAAAAGGACACUUUCAUCAAAGUGUGGAUGAAAGAGGUUGUUUGCACGAUUCAUUCUCUUUGGUUUCAUGCAGCCCUCUGAAGCCCCUGCUGCACACAGAGGAGGAUGGUGCAGAGUGAUGACAGGAACUUCUAUUGAAGAUAAGCUUCAUAUUUAAAAUAUUCUCAAGGAAAAACCAGUUCCAGGCAGAUACAGUGAGGGAUAUAAUACGACUACUUUGACACUAAUUUUAGGACCUAAACGAGGAUUUCAUGUAUACCAAACAUGAACUAUUAUUUUAAAUUAAAGUGUGGUAGUUUUGUUAUUCUGCCGCAGUGCUUUGUUUGAAUCGGUCUUCAGUGUACGGGUCAGGAAAAAAUGAGCUCUGAAACUCAGCUAUCAGUUUUUCCUUCAAUGAUAAAGGUGUGAGACUGAAGCAUACGGAAAGAGGACAUGAAAGCUGUGAGAUGAUGAAAGCUAUCAAAUACCUACAGGGGAGAAAACGAGUAUUUGAACCCUUGCUGUGUUUAUAGGUUUGCCCACUCGUGACCUUGGUCUGCUUCUUCUUCAGCCGUUACUUGGUUGCUUUGACUGUAUGUUUUGGGUUUUUGAGUUUCCCACAUUAAGCCUCCUGGUAGAGGAGGGGAGGUUCUCAAGUAGGAUUUGAUGGUACAUGGCUCCGCCCAUCCUCCCUUCCACAUGGUAGUGAAGUAACCCUUUGAAGAAAAAUACCCCAAAUCAUGAUGUUUCCACCUCCGUGCCUGACAGUGGGUGUGGUGUUCUUGGGAUCACAGGCAGCAUUUCUCUUCCUCCAAACACAACGGGGUGGAGUUGAUGCCAAAGAGCCCCUUGUUGGUCUAAUCUGACCACUGAAUUAUGAAGGUGUUCAUUGGUAAACUUCAGGCAGGUCUUCACAUGUGCCGUCUUCAGCAGGAGGACUUAGCGGGCUCUGCAAGACGUUGUACUAUUGCAGAGUCAAGUAUCCCCAAUGGUUUUCUUGGUGACUGUGGUUCCAGCUGCUUUCAGAUCAUCAACUAACUCCUGGCGUGUUGUUUUCAUUUCUCUCUGUUCUCAUGAUCAUGGAAACCCCACCAGGUCAGAUCUGGUUUGGAGCCUAAAGGAUUGAUGGUCAUGUUGCACCAACAGUUGUGACCUUAACCUCCAGCUUCUUGCUGAUGGUUUUGUAGUCCAUUCUGGUCUUGUGCAGGUCUACAAUCUUCUCCCUUAAAUCCACUGAAAGAACUUUAGUCUUUCCCAUGUUGGAGGGUUUGGACUCUGACUGAUGGACUGAUUCUUUGGACAGGUGUCUUUUCUACAGGUGAUUAGUUCUAACAGGUGUCUUCAGUUCAGAUGUCAGGUUGAUUAGGAGAGUCUAGCUGGUCUGUGUGGACCAGAACUCUUAAUGGUUACUAGGGAUUAAAAAUUUCUUCUUAAAAAAUUAUUUCUUAAGUGGGCAAAUCUACAAAAUCAGCAAGGGAUCAAAAACGUAUUUCCUCCACUGUAGCCAUGUGUAAACAGAUUUUGGUGGCUGGCGUAAGCAGAAAUCGCAUCAUGUUUCAGCCAGUUUCAGGAUCUUAUGACGUGGAAACGCCCCAGUCCCUUUCCUCACAGAGGAACUCCUCACCGUUUGUCCUCCUAAGGGAUUUGUCGAAAGGGAAUUUAGGACUGAGAGACUGAGGUUCUCUGCUGCAGCUGAAGGAGCUCUCAGCUCCUCCGAUGUUCUUCCAGCUCAAGCAAACAAAGUGUUUGAGAACAACCUGCUCUUUGUGUAAUACAGCUAAUGAUUGUAUCUGUUUCCGCCUUUGCUGCUGCCGUUCUGCUUGGAUGCUCCUUGUGACAGACGUGACCCAAUCGCCUCAGGGUCAAAGAAAGAACGAUGUCACGCUCACUUCAGACCAGGGCUCCUCAACUUUGGUCCUUCCUGCCCGUCUCCAGCUCCUCCUGCACUUCUUGCUGCUCAUUACCUGGAUUGGGUGCUCAGCCAAUGGGAACAUGGAAACACCUGAGUCAGCUAGUGAGCAGCGAGGGGAAGGGGGGGUGGCGGAUCUCAAAGACCAGGUUUGAGCAGCCCUGAUGGAGACCAGCCUGACUGCAGCUUAACUUGCAUUUCUCAUCAGGUAGAGCUGCAGCGCCGUCGGGUGUUGCUGGUUCUAAAAGCCGAGCAUCAGCUGCACGUUCAGCAAUCUCAGAUCAAGACGCCAAAGCACCUGACAUAUGAGUUUUCUGGCUGUCUACUCCACCAGAGGAUUAAAAACCCUUCAUAAACGUCUUCAUCCGUGUGUUUUGGUGCAAACAUUACAACAAUUUGAUUUGGCGAAAGUCCAGCUUCUGAAGAAAACCCCUUCAUGACUUUGAGGAUCAGAAGGGAAAGCGGGUAGCUUUAAUCACGUUGUCGCAGCCUGUGAGCUGCUGCUGUGCAUGCGUGUGAGAAGCAUGUGGACUUCCUCUGCUUGGUCAUUGAGUUUCAGUUUUAGUGUUUUCUCCUUUUGCCCUGUGCACAGAUAGCAGCUGGUUUUUUACUGCCCCUUCAGUGCCACUGCAGGCACUCCUGACGGACUGCUUCACCUUCAGCAAUAAAUAUGCAGUGAAUACUAA